Messenger RNA from Spinacia oleracea (spinach), 693 nucleotides. RefSeq lists its product as uncharacterized. The transcript is spliced from 3 exons. Lineage: Eukaryota; Viridiplantae; Streptophyta; Magnoliopsida; Caryophyllales; Amaranthaceae. The record is from RefSeq and is a predicted model, not a curated record. The coding region runs from base 1 to 693 and encodes 230 amino acids.
AUGAACCAUCUUUCAAAGAUAGGGAAAGCAGUGCAAUGGCCGCCAAAGUCUAGCAAACCCGAGUCGAAGAAGGAUCCCUCGAAAUGGUGCGACUUCCAUGCUGACAUCGGCCACACAACCAACGAUUGCGUCGCACUGAGGAGAGAAGUGGGUUAUCUGUUAAAGAAUGAACAUCUAAAGGACGUCAUGUCAGACAAAGCUCGUGGAUUCGUCAACAAAGACAAUUCUAAUUCUCCAUCUAGACCUCCUCCACCUCCUCCUCAUAUUAAAAUUGUGAAUUUUAUUGCUGGAGGGGACAUCUCGGAUAAACAUCACGAUGGCCUAGUGAUCUCCAUUCCUGUUGGGAAUUGCAUGAUCAAACGCGUCCUUGUCGGCAACGGCAGCUCAACUAAUGUGAUGAUGCUUGAUGCCCUCAAAGAGAUGGGGCUUAACCCGGAUACAGACGUCAUUAAAAAAUCCACCGUGUUGAUAGGGUUCAGCGGCGAAGCGAAGACUACCUUCGGAGAAGUCACCUUACCUGUUUACGCUCAAGGGAUCAACCAACAGGCCAUGGAUCCACGACAUGAAGGUCAUCCCUUCCACGUAUCACCAAACCAUCAAGUUCCCAACUCGAUGGGGAGUUCAGGAAAUCAAGGGAGAUCAACAAGAGUCCAAAGAGUGCUACAAACCGGCCCUGAAGCCUUCGGCCACUAA